GCCAGCAUUCGGUUGUUACCAAGAACAAAAGGAUCAUGUCUGUGUUGAAACUCGUGUUGGCAGUCGGGCUGAUGUUGGCAGUGUGUGUUCGGGGCGAGGAAGUGGGCAGAUUCGUUUCCCGGAGAGCGAGCCAACGCGAUUUGAUGCUUGCGCCCAUCGCCUUCCCCUCCGGCCACGCCCCCAUCAUCCGCCUCAGGAGGGACUCAGGCUACGCUCCCCCCGCCCACCACGCCCCCGCCCACGGCUACUCCAAACCGCGCGGGAAAGUGGGACCCGUUUACACCUUCGUCAAGACCGACUACAACGGGAAUUUCAAGUGGGGAGUCAGGCAUAGGGCCGGUGCGCAGUACGGCGGCCACGGCCACUAACUGAGGCGUGUCUCGGACCCUCCCGGUAGAUGUGUACCCUCCAGGCGUUAUAAGUGUACCCCCUCAUACCCUUACCCCUAUUUGGGGACAAUUUAUAUUCCAGGCGUUAGAAGUGUACCCCCCACCCCUACCCCUAUUUUGGGGCAAUUUAUAAUCCGUUCGUUACAAGUAUACCCCCAACUCCCCCCCAUUCGUUAGAAGUAUACCUCCUACUCGUUACAAGUAUCCCCUCCCCCCAUUUGUUACAAAUACACCCCACUCAUUAAAAACGUACGUCCUUAAAACAUAACUACACGUUACAAACAUAUUCCCUAUUUGUUACAAAUACACCCCCAUUCAUUAAAAACGUACCCCCCCCACCACGUUACUAAUAUGACUACACGUUACAAACAUACCCCCUAUACAUUAAAAACAUCCCCAUCACAUGAAAGUCUUAAAAAAAAAAAAAAAAAAAAAAAAAUCGAAAAUAGGAGAGAAGAGAGACAAGUAUUUUCUACAUAUUUUUUUCUGAGUAUCUACUAGUCACUAAUUCCUUUUAAAAUACAAUGAUUUUUUUUUAAUAAGAUACAUCCCCCCUCCCCUUUUCGAAGAUGUACUCUCGUUAGAAUUUUACCCCCUGGCGUUACAAAUGGACCGCCUGUUGUUAUGCAGCGAACCCACAAAUAAUAAUAAAUGUUACUGUUAUAUGUAGACUCCCAAAUAAUCAUAUCUUAACUCAUAACUUGUAACAAAACAUACACCUAUUAAUAAUGAAAAUUCCGUUAAAAAACACCCCCCGCCCGUUACAAAAUUACACCCAACCGUUACAAACUACCCCACCCAUCACAAACAUACCCCCAACCGUUACAAACAUACCCCAUUCGUUACAAACAUAUCCCCAUCCGUUACAAACAUAUCCCAUUCGUUACAAACAUACCCUGAUCCGUUACAAGCAUAUCCCUCCGUUACAAACAUACCCCAUCCGUUACAAACAUAUCCUCAUCCGUUACAAACAUACCCCAUCCAUUACAGACAUACCCCCAUCCGUUACAAACAUACCCCAUCCAUUACAGACAUACCCCCAUCCGUUUCAAACCUACCCUCAUCUGUUACAAACAUACCACCUCCGUUACAAACAAACCCCCAUCCGCUAAAACUUACUCCUAUCCGUUACAGACAUACCCCCAUACGUUACAGACAGACUCCAUAAGCCUACAGGUAGAUGUAAAAAAAAAAAAAAAAAAAAAAAAAAAAAACUGUUAUAAAUAGUCACGCGUGUCUUGUAAAUAUGCAUUAUUUACUCGUCUGUAGAUCUGAAAUAUAUCUACAUGUUUUAUUUGUUUGCUGGCCUAUUGUUGUAAAUAAAUGAUUGCAUAAA
Messenger RNA from Penaeus indicus, 1725 nucleotides. RefSeq lists its product as uncharacterized. Lineage: Eukaryota; Metazoa; Arthropoda; Malacostraca; Decapoda; Penaeidae. The coding region runs from base 36 to 368 and encodes 110 amino acids. The transcript has 3 exons. The record is from RefSeq and is a predicted model, not a curated record.